Messenger RNA from Pseudocercospora fijiensis CIRAD86, 1002 nucleotides. RefSeq lists its product as uncharacterized. Gene Ontology annotation, biological process: proteolysis. The coding region runs from base 1 to 1002 and encodes 333 amino acids. Gene Ontology annotation, molecular function: serine-type endopeptidase activity. The transcript is spliced from 10 exons. The record is from RefSeq and is a predicted model, not a curated record. Lineage: Eukaryota; Fungi; Ascomycota; Dothideomycetes; Mycosphaerellales; Mycosphaerellaceae.
AUGACGGCUCUCUCGCAGAACGAGGCUGUUCGAGGCAUAUGUGUUGUGACUGCAUACCUGCCGUUCGAACUCUUCAUGCAUGACUUGAGGUCGGCAAUUAUUGGGGCAUUGUCGGGGCAUGGCUCUUCUGAGACUUCGCCAAAUUCCCUCGACUCUCAAUUGCUUGAUCCCCUGAAGCAAGCAUAUCGUGCUAAAUUUUGCUGGAGGUGGACAACAGCGCAGAUGCUGAAUGGCAGAUGUACCCAAGAUCUCCGAUCAUCGCUUCCCAUACCCUCCGCCAUACUGGGUAAGAAAGCUCCAAAUGAUGGUAGCUUUAGCAAUACCACUUCUGGUCUGAACACUGGCAUUUACAACAAAGCUGGUCGCGGUGUGAAUAGUUUGAAACCCAACAGCUUUCUCCUGAUGUGGCAAAUGGCGCUCACUUCAACCUCUUCGUCCAAGGCAAUCUGGCUCAAACAUAUGCACAUCCCUAGCAGCUCCAAUCUGGUCUUCGCUUCUCGCCAUGGUCAAUCAGCAGCGGCAGGGCUCUGGCAGCGGCCCAGUUGCUUCGUCAAUGCCGUUCUGUACGAGCAUACCGAGAUCUUUCACGACAUCAAGAACGGCUCAAAUCCUGGAUGUAGAACUGAGGCUUUUCCUGCCCUGUCUGGAUGGGACCUUUCUACAGGACUUGGAAAAGGUGAAAGACCUCCGAGACGAGGGUUUCUCCUGAUGAAAGUUCGCUUGCAUGCAAGUUACUUCAAUCCUUCGCCAUUUCUUUCCAUUCGACAAUCGACGCCGGAUACUGCCUGCGGAAUGUCGCUGAAGGAGUGGCAGCCGCACGAAGCCCAGCGAAUCAUCCCGAUAAUUACGUACAUGUGCCUGAGCAACUUGGGUCUGUACCAGCCGCGCUCGCUUAACCCUACAUAUUACGGGUUCGCGGAGCGAGAUACAGCUCUAUUCGAAGACGAGAUCCUUACUUACCCCGGUGCCACCGACACAGCAAUCGCAAUUCUGGCCACAUGA